Lotus japonicus is the source of this 18702-nucleotide messenger RNA. RefSeq names its product B-box zinc finger protein 18-like. Gene Ontology annotation, biological process: photomorphogenesis; regulation of DNA-templated transcription. Gene Ontology annotation, molecular function: zinc ion binding. The record is from RefSeq and is a predicted model, not a curated record. Bases 267 to 803 code for a protein of 178 amino acids. Gene Ontology annotation, cellular component: nucleus. NCBI's taxonomy places the organism in Eukaryota, Viridiplantae, Streptophyta, Magnoliopsida, Fabales, Fabaceae. The transcript has 33 exons.
UAUCUUCCUUCAUUAAGCAACACCAACACAACCAUUAGUAACAACACGCAAUAUACAAGAAAAACGCAAUAUAACAUUAUUAUUACUAUAACAAUAAUAUUAUUGUUAUUAUUACUACAUAUCAGUAUUUUCUUUAGAACAAGAAUGAAUAAGUUCAAGUGUACGUUCCUCUCUUUUAGUAGUAUCUGACUUCAAGUUCUCUUUGCAUUUGUUGGACAUAUGAAGCAAUGAAAGUGAGAGACUGAGAGGGUUGAUCAAAUUCAAUUAUGCGAACUCUUUGUGACGCUUGUGAGAGCGCCGCUGCUAUUGUUUUUUGCGCUGCGGAUGAGGCUGCGCUAUGCAGUGCCUGUGAUGAGAAGGUUCACAUGUGUAAUAAGCUAGCUAGCCGGCAUGUAAGGGUUAGUCUUGCAAGUCCAAGUGAUGUUCCUCGCUGUGACAUUUGUGAGAAUGCACCUGCCUUCUUCUAUUGCGAGACAGAUGGAACUUCCCUUUGUUUGCAGUGUGAUAUCAUUGUUCAUGUUGGAGGUAAAAGAACACAUGGAAGAUACCUUCUUUUUAGGCAAAGAAUUGAGUUUCCAGGAGAUAAACCUGGUCAUGCAGAAAGCCCAGUUUCCCAUCCUUUGAAUCCAGGUGGGACUAAGAGAGGAGCAAAUCCACUACCCCAAAUGAAAUUGGGAGAAAUACAACAAAAUCACAGGAUGGUUCCAUCAUCAGAAGCUGAUGCAAUGAGGGAAACCAAAAUGAUUGACUUGAACAUGAAGCCUCACAAAAUUGACGAACAAACAUCAAAUAAUCAGCCAUAAAUGUAAAUAUGGCAGGACUCUAGCACCAGAAAUCUUCAGAAGGACAAGGUUUCAAUAAUAUAAUUUAUAUAUGGCAUGCUAGUUACAAGGUUGCAGCACCAAGUCAUUUGAGAAGUAUGUUCAUAUAUUGGUGGUUUAAUCGACCAUUUCUGUAAUAUGUACUGCAGAGCAUCAUUAACACAAAAUCCUCUAAUCCCCUUGCUAUAAAUUUUGUGAUAACUUAAGUUGAUUUAGCCAAAUUAACCACCUUAUAUUAAUGGAGCCUCUGAAUUUGUUGAUACACAAUCUGGUUCCUUCUUUGAUGAUUGAGACACAUGUUCCGCUCCCUCUGCCAAACGUGCCAACGAAUCGGCUAUGGAAAAUGGUGUGACACUUCUGGAUUUUGGGUUUGCGGGUGGAGAACACCCUUCUGGAUUUUUGUUUUCCUGAUCUUCUUUUUUUUUUUUCUUUUAUGUUUUUUAUUUUUCUGAUGUGUGAUAAAGAAAGGGGGUGCAAAUAGCAAAUACAUGUUAAAGGGGUGCCAAUAGUAGGCCAGGUAAGCAACCUCCGUCAAAUGUUUAACGGACACUAACGACAUAACCAAAAUUGCACAAAAAAAUAAUUCAAGGACUAAAAUCGUACGUUUUAAAGAUUUGAGACCCAAAUCGCACAAUCAUGAUAGAUAAGGGACUUAAACUGUUAUUAAGCCAAACUUAUAUUAUGAAUGUUUUCUUAAUAAUCAUAUAUUCCUAUUUAUUUUACCUUACUAUUUAAAAAUAAUAUCUUCUCAGACCGUUUCUUUUCUUCUUUCAUUCAAUUUCCAUUUCAAAGCUUUGGCCUUUGUGUGUUGUGCUGUGUUUUCCUUCACGUAAACGCCGUUAGAAGCUGUCUAUUUUCCAUCCAUCCAUUUUCAAUUUCCAUUUCAAAGCUUUGUGUGUUGUGCUGUGUUUUCCUUCACGUAAACGCCGUUAGAAGCUGUCUAUUUUUCCAUCCAUCCAUUUUAAAAUUCCAUUUUUCCCUUCAUUUUCAUCCCUCCUUUUUCUCUCCCUUUUCCCUUUCUCUUCCACUCUAGGGGUUUUCAAUCUUCCUCAAAUUCCCAAUUCAACGACGUCGUUUCAAGAUGAAACCCCCCAAGAACCACCGCAGUCCACAAAGGAACGAGAGUGAGGAACAGCGAUGGGGUUGAAUCCCCUGGCCUCACGCACCUCGUUGAAGCUCUUGUUCAACAAGGCCUCUACAAUGUCCGCAAUGUCUGCGUUCCUCAAAGCUUGCUAUAUUUGGUUUGUGGGUUCUCAUAAUCAUCGACAUUCUCAUGGUGGACGCUCUCUUGGUGGUUACGGCAGCCGUGCUCUGCACCCUCGCGCGCAAGAAUGCUGCCCUCGAGAUGCUCAAUAACUCAUAAGAAGCUAUCCUGUGCCAAUCAUAGUUAUCGAUCGCGCGCGAUAGUGGCGCUAUAGCACCAUCGCGUAGCGGACCUCUGCCGUGACGGAAUUGCGGCGUGAAAUCCCGCUAUUUGUGGCCAAUAGCGGCCUUCAUUUUAGGGGGUCAUCAGCGACAGACCGCUAUUCGCGAUUAAGAAGAAGCUAUCUGUAUCAAUGUGUAAUUCGCAACUGUCUAGUGAAUGGAAAGCCACUUGAAUUGAAGCAUUGCAUUGGAUAUCAACCCUUUUAAGCAUACAUUGUACUGAGGUUUUGACAUACCUUGAUGACAUAUUUGACACCCUACUCAAAGCACUUUCUGAUCCAUCUGAUGAGGUCUCUCGAAGUGCCUAGGACUUUCUUUCUAAACUUUGUUGCUGUAACUGCUAUACCUCAAGAGUUGAUCUACAUAUCAGGUUGUGCUUUGAGUUCUUGAUGUUCAUGCGUGCAUUGCAAGAGAUCCUCAGCACUUCCGACUAGUGCACAGUUUUCGGCUAGAUAAUUCUCUUUUGGAGAAGCGUGGUGCUUUGAUAAUCCGCCGUCUUUGUGUUCUUUUGAAUGCCUAGAGAGUCUACCGGGAAGUUUCGACAAUACUAGAAGGAGAAUCAGAUUUGGAUUUUGCAUCACUUAUGGUUCAGGCUCUGAAUUUGAUCUUACUUACAUCAUCGAAAUUAUCUGAGAUUCGAGAUCUUUUGAAGCAAUCACUGGUUAAUCCUGCACGGAAGGACUAGUAUGUGUCUCUGUAUGCCUCUUGGUGUCAUUCUCCAAUGGCAAUUAUAAGUCUUUGCUUUUUAGCACAGACAAUGCAGUGCUGUGAUUCAAUUUCUGGUUGAGGAGGAUAUACAUGUCAAGUUUCUGGUCCAUCUGGAUUAAUUGAUUCGCUUGAUGGAAACUCCAAUCUUUGCUUAUCUUAGAUUACAGAUUUUGUUAUUCCAGAAGGAUGGUUCCAUUUCUUUCAGCAGUUCAUUUAGAUGUUUGUGUAUAGUGGAGCUCUAAACUUUAAUCCUUGGAGAUAGAUGAAAUUUUAAAUGAGGCUUUUGUCCAUUGCAGAAGAGACUUUAGCAGAAUUAAUAUUUAAGGCUACAUUUGGAACUACUGUUGAGCGAGUCCUGAUGCCUGAAAUGAAGGUUGCCGAAAUUCUUUACUCAUAGGCCUUCUCGGUAUUGUGAUAACCAAGCAGUCGACAUUUUGAAUGUGCUUCCCACAGACAACGGUGGAAACUUAGAGCUUCUUUUCAUGCAGGUAAAGCUACUUAGUGUGUAAGAAUGAUGGGGGUGUGCGCUACAAAUCUGGAACAGGUAAGAGGAUGGUUUUCUAUAUCCUUGAAGCUUGGAAUUAGACAAGCAAGCUCGCUGUGCAUAGAUAACAUUAAAUCUUGUUGAUUUAUUUGGGAUUGACGACAUUAGGAUAUUGGAACCAUUGGGUCGAAUAGUUGCCAUUAGACGGUGUUGAAUAAAUUCUUGGUGGGAUGAUGUUCUUCCUUGGAAGAGGUGGCGAUCAGCGGUGGAAGGACAGAAAUUGUGCUUGCUCAGGACGUAACUCACCUGAAAACAACUGAAUUUAUAGUGCUGGUCUAAUCUUUCUUCAAAUUCUUUUUCAAAAUAUUUUUUCAUGUACUGAUCUGCGCCAUCCACCAAAGGCUUUGAAAGAGCUACAUUCUGUUGCUUGAAUCUUUGCAAAAGCCUUUUACGUCGAAAUCGAGUUAUUUUAUGUAAAAUUGAUGGGUCCGAGAGGAGAGAUUGACAUUCAAGGAGUUCUGCCUGCGUGAUGAGUAAAAGAAUGCAGAGGAGGUAUGCCGGUGUCCUGCUCAAGAACGUUCGCCAGUGUGUAAUCAAGAACAUGAUACCGAUGGGAUGUGUAAUCUUUGCAUUCUCCGACCAAUGACAGGAUUUACCUUGUUUUGGAUUAUUGUGGUGAUGGAGACCCUGCUGCUUACAUCAGUUGCCAUGGCAGAGUUUCUGAAAUCCAUUGCUCACCAUUUCAUGUGGCAAUUAGAACUUACUGUUGGCAACUACUGCAGCUACACCAAUUAUGAAAAUAGGAGAUUUUGGGUUUGCCAGUGCCUUGAUUUAUUGUUAUACUAGGUUCGCACCCCAGCAGUUGGCAGAUACACUAUGUGAUUAAGUUGUAGAUUGUGCGGAAGAGGUUGAAGCAACGUGAGAUCGUGGCACUUCUAAGUAUGUCGAGCAUGGGUGUUGCUAGCAUUGAAAUGGGGCACAAAAGGCCAAUGGUUGGCUCAAAACUCUGGCUUUGAUGAACUGCACUCACAGCACUGACCAGGGCUCUAAAGGGUCGUUGAAGAAAACACUCUCAUUAACAAGUGCCUUGAUUUAUUGUUGUACUAGGUUCGCACCCCAGCAGUUGGCAGAUACACUAUAUGAUUCACCUUAUCACAUGGCUGCAAUGGUAAUUGAAAGUCAAAAGUAUGAGGCCAUGGUGCAGGCUGAUUUAUGGAGUGUUGGGGCAAUAUUGUAUCAGCUAGUGAUUGGGAGGCAACCAUUCAAUAGAAAUAUCAAUUUUGCAGCUUUUUUCAAAUUAUUUUGUCAUGUACUGAACUGCACCUUCCACCAAAGGCUUUGAAAGAGCUACAAUCUGAUUGCUUGAAUCUUAGCACAAGCCUUUUACAUCGAAAUCCAGUUAGAGCUCAUUUAGAAAACUUUUCCGAACUUGGACUUCAACGUGCAGAGGAAAGAUUGACAUUGAAGGAGUUCUCCAAUCACAAUUUUCUACGGGAUCUCAGGUCAUAUUUUUCUUCUAUUUUCAAUUUCAAUUCAUGUAUCCAUGUUUCAUUUUCUUUCCAUGUUAGGGCUACUUGUUGUAGUCUCAUAUUCUUAGCUUAUAGGUGAUAGGUCAGUGGUGAAUAUUGAGCAGUCUCAGUUAUAUCAGUCAGAAAGGUCAAUGGUUCAUCAAGUAGAUGGCUCUGCCUCUGAUCAGAUGUCUUUGUUACAUUUAUAGUGUCAGGCUGAGUCAUUUACAGAUGAUCCAGUGGUAGUUAGCUUAAAUGCCGAUACCAUGCUUUUGGAAACACAUAAUUUUGAUUAGAAGGACAUUAUAAUUGUGAUUUCUGGGAAAUGAUAAAUCACAAAUCACCGAUGCAUCCCAAUAUAGUGAGGUUGCUUUAGGUGAUCAUGAGCCAUGUGAUUUCGGAACCACAUAAUUGUGAUUGGAGGGAAAUUAUAAAUCACAGAUUACCGAGGCAUCCCAAUAUAGUGAGGUUGCUUGAGAUUAUCGUGACCCAUUGAUUUGGAAACACAAUUGUGAUUGGAGGGAAAUUAUAAAUCACAAAUCACUGAGGCUUCCCAAUAUGGUGAGAUUCUUUGAGGUGAUGCUGCCCCAUGUGAUUUCGAAAACACAUAAUUGUGAUUAUUGGAGGGAAAUUACAAAUUACAGAUCACCGAUGAAUCCCAAUAUAGUGAGGUUGCUUGAGGUGAUCACGAUCCAUGUGAUUUCGGAAACACAAUUGUUAUUGGAGGGAAAUUAAAUCACCCUAAAACGAGAAUGAUUAGAGAAUGUUAAUCAUGUGAACAACAAACCUAAAGUCGCAAGAAUGCUAAUUUGAGGGCUGUCACUUUUAAUUGAAAUCAUCAAUGCGAGUCCCUAAAACGAGAUGGUUAAUGAAGUGAACAAUAAGACCCUAAAGUCGCGAGAAUGCUAGUUCUGAUUAUGUACCCUUGUUGCCAUCCAGAUAAUGAUAAUUUGAGGGCUGGCCCUUUUGAUGUGAAUCAUCAAUGCGGGUCCUUAAAACGAGAAUGCUAAUUCUGAUUAUGGACCCUUGUAUACUUUAGAAAUAUGAUAAUUUGAAUGCUGACCCUUUGGAUGAGAAUCAACAAUGCGAGUCUCUAACACGAGAUGGUUUAUUAUGUGAACAAUGACACUGAAGUUGCGAGAUUGCUAAAUCUGGUUAUGGACCCUUGUUGCCUUUCGAGUUAUGAUAAUUUGAGGUCUGACACUUUUGACGGAAAUCAUUAAUGCGAGUCAGUAAAACAAGUCCCUAAAGCGAAAUGGUUAAUCAUGUGAAUGAUGACCCUAAAGUAGUGAGAUGGCUAAUUUUCAUCCUUGUUGCUUUUCGGAUAAUGAUAAUUUAGAGCUAACCCUUUUGAUGGAAAUCAUCAAUGCGAGCCCCUAAACAAAUCCCUAUAACGAGACAGUUAAUCUUGUGAACAAUGAUGACCUUAAAGCCAUUUGAUUGCUAAUUCUGAUUAUUGACCCUUGUUACCUUUUUAAUUAGAAUUUGAGAGAAGACCCUUCUGACGAAAAUCAUCAUUGCGAGCCUUUUGACGAAAAUCAUCAUUGCGAGCCUUUUGACGGAAUUUGAGAGAAGACACUUCUGAUUGUAGACCCUUAUUGCCUUUCGGAUAAUGAUUAUUUGAGGGUUGACCCUUUUGAUGGAAAUCAAUAAAGUGAGUCCCUAAAAUGAGAUGGUAAAUCAUGUGAACAAUGACUCUAAAGUCGUGAGAAUGCUAAUUCUUAUUAUGGACCCUUGUUGCCUUUCGGAUAAUGAUAAUUUGAGAGAUGACCCUUUUGACGGAAAUCAUCAUUGCGAGCCCCUAAGUUUAGUCCCUAAAUUCUGAAGGUUAAUCAUGUGAACAAUGAUACCAAAGUCGUGAGAUUGCACAUUCAGAUUAUGAGUUUAUGACCCUUGUUGCCUUUCAAAUAAUGAUAAUUUGAGGGCGGACACUUUUUAUGGAGAUCAUCAAUGCGAGUCCUUAAAACGAGAUGCUUAAUGAAGUGAACACUAAGACCCUAAAGUCCCAAGAAUGCUAUCUCUGAUUAUGGACCCUUGUUGCCUUUUGAAUAAUAAUUUGAGAGAGAACCCUUUUGACGGAUAUUAUCAAUGCGAGUCCCUAAAAUAAGUCCCUAAAUCAUGAUGGUUAAUCAUGUGAACAAUGAUACCAAAAGUCGUGAGAAUGAAAAUACUUAUUAUGGACAGUUGUUUGUUUUCGAAUGAUGAUAAUUUGAGGUCUGACCCUUUUGACGGAAAUCAUUAAUGUGAGUCCAUAAAACAUGUCCUUAAAGCAAAAUGGUUAAUCAUGUGAACAUUAACCCUAAAGUAGUGAGAUGGCUAAUUCUCAUUAUGGACCCUUGUUGCCUUUCGGAUAAUGAUAAUUUAGGGGCUGACACUUUUGAUGGAAAGCAUCAGUGGAAUUCCCUAAACAAGUCCCUAAAUCAAGAUAGUUAAUCAUGUGAACAUCCUAAGGCCGUUAGAUUGCUAAAUUUGAUUAUUUACCCUUGUUGCCUUUUUAAUAAUAAUUUGAGUGAUGACCCUUUUGAUGGAAAUCAUCAUUGCGAGCCCCUAAACUUUGAGGAUUAAUCAUGUGAACAAUGAUACCAAAAGUUGUGAGAUUGCAAAUUCAGAUUAUGGACCCUUGUUGGCUUUCGACUGAUGAUAUUUUGAGGGCAGGCCCUUUUGAUGGAAAUCAUCAAUGUGAAUCUCUAAAAUUAAAUAGUUAAUCUUUUAAACAAUGAACCUAAAGUCGCAAUAAUGCUAAUACUAAUUAUGGACCCUUGUUGCGAUUUGAAUAAUAAUUUGAGAGAUGACCCUUUUGACAGAUAUUAUCUAUGCGAGUUCCUAAAUUAUGAUGGUUAAUCAUGUGAACAAUGAUAUCCAAAGUCGUGAGAAUGAAAAUUCUUAUUAUGGACUGUUGUUGGUUUUCGAAUGAUGAUAAUUUGAGGUCUGACCGUUUUGACCGAAAUCAUUAAUGCGAGUCCAUAAAACAAGUCCCUAGAGUGAAAUGGUUAAUCAUGUUAACAAUGAACCUAAAUUCGUGAGAUGGCUAAUUCUCAUUAUGGACCAUUGUUGCCUUUCGGGUAAUGAUAAUUUGAGGGCUGACCCUUUUGAUGGUAAUCAUCAAUGCGAGUUCGUAAAAUUAGUCCCUAAAACGACAUGGUUAAUCAUGUGCACAAUGACCAUGAUGUAGUGAGAAUGCUAUUCUGAUAAUCAUUUGCAGGUUGUCAUUUUUUAUGGAAAUCUUCAAUAGUAAUUGCUAAAACAAGAUGGUUAAUCAAUGUACCUUAAGUUGUGAGAAUGAUAAUUCUGAUUAUGGACCCUUGUUGCCUUUCGGAUAAUGAUAAUUUGAGAGAUGACCCUUUUGACGGAAAUCAUCAUUGCGAGCCCCUAAGUUUAGUCCCUAAAUAUUGAAGGUUAAUCAUGUGAACAAUGAUACCAAAGUCUUGAGAUUGCACAUUCAGAUUAUGAGUUUAUGACCCUUGUUGCCUUUCAAAUAAUGAUAAUUUAAGGGUGGACACUUUUUAUGGAGAUCAUCAAUGCGAGUCCUUAAAACGAGAUACUUAAUGAAGUGAACACUAAGACCCUAAAGUCCCAAGAAUGCUAUCUCUGAUUAUGGACCAUUGUUGCCUUUUGAAUAAUAAUUUGAGAGAGAACCCUUUUGACAGAUAUUAUCAAUGCGAGUCCCUAAAAUAAGUCCCUAAAUCAUGAUGGUUAAUCAUGUGAACAAUGAUACCAAAAGUCGUGAGAAUGAAAAUACUUAUUAUGGGCCGUUGUUUGUUUUCGAAUGAUGAUAAUUUGAGGUCUGACCCUUUUGACGGAAAUCAUUAAUGUGAGUCCAUAAAACACGUCCUUAAAGCAAAAUGGUUAAUCAUGUGAACAUUAACCCUAAAGUAGUGAGAUGGCUAAUUCUCAUUAUGGACCCUUGUUGCCUUUCGGAUAAUGAUAAUUUAGGGGCUGGCACUUUUGAUGGAAAGCAUCCGUGGAAUUCCCUAAACAAGUCCCUAAAUCAAGAUAGUUAAUCAUGUGAACAAUGAUCCUAAGGCCGUUAGAUUGCUAAAUUUGAUUAUUUACCCUUGUUUCCUUUUUAAUAAUAAUUUGAGUGAUGACCCUUUUGACGGAAAUCAUCAUUGCGAGCCCCUAAACUUUGAGGAUUAAUCAUGUGAACAAUGAUACCAAAAGUUGUGAGAUUGCAAAUUCAGAUUAUGGACCCUUGUUGGCUUUCGACUGAUGAUAAUUUGAGGGCAGGCCCUUUUGAUGGAAAUCAUCAAUGUGAAUCUCUAAAAUUAAAUAGUUAAUCUUUUAAACAAUGAACCUAAAGUCGCAAUAAUGCUAAUACUAAUUAUGGACCCUUGUUGCGAUUUGAAUAAUAAUUUGAGAGAUGACCCUUUUGACAGAUAUUAUCUAUGCGAGUCCCUAAAUUAUGAUGGUUAAUCAUGUGAACAAUGAUACCCAAAGUCGUGAGAAUGAAAAUUCUUAUUAUGGACUGUUGUUGGUUUUCGAAUGAUGAUAAUUUGAGGUCUGACCCUUUUGACCGAAAUCAUUAAUGCGAGUCCAUAAAACAAGUCCCUAGAGCGAAAUGGUUAAUCAUGUUAACAAUGACCCUAAAUUAGUGAGAUGACUAAUUUUUUCUAAGGACCCUAUUGCCGUUCAGAUUCUUAUAAUUUGAGGGCUGACCCUUUUGAUGGAAAUCAUUAGUGGGAGUCCCUAAACAAGUCCCUAAAAUGAGAGAGUUAAUCUUGUGAACUAUGAUGACCUUAAAGCAAUUCGAUUGCUAAUUCUGAUUAUUGUCCCUUGUUGCCUUUUUAAUUAUAAUUUGAGAGACGAUCCUUUUGACGGAAAUCAUCAUAGCGAGCCCCUAAUCUAUGAUGGUUAAUCAUGUGAACAAUGAUACCAAAAGUCGUGAGAAUGGAAAUUCUUAUUGUGGACCGUUGUUGGUUUUCGAAUGAUGAUAAUUUGAGGUCUGACCGUUCUGACGAAAAUCAUUAAUUAGAGUCCAUAAAACAAGUCCCUAAGUGAACAAUGAACCUAAAGUCGUGAGAUGACUAAUUCUCAUUAUGGACCCUUGUUGCCUUUCGGGUAAUGAUAAUUUGAGGGCUGACCCUUUUGAUGGUAAUCAUCAAUGCGAGUUCGUAAAAUUAGUCCCUAAAACGACAUGGUUAAUCAUGUGCACAAUGACCAUGAUGUAGUGAGAAUGCUAUUCUGAUAAUCAUUUGCGGGUAGUCAUUUUUUAUGGAAAUCUUCAAUAGUAAUUGCUAAAACAAGAUGGUUAUUCAAUGUACCUUAAGGCGUGAGAAUGUUAAUUCUGAUUAUGGACCCUUGUUACCUUUCGGAUAAUGAUAAUUUGUGGGUUGACCGUUUUGAUGGAAAUCGUUAAAGUGAGUCCCUAAAACGAGAUGGUAAAUCAUGUGAACAAUGACUCUGAACUCGUGAGAAUGCUAAUUCUUAUUAUGGACCCUUGUUGCCUUUUGGAUAAUGAUAAUUUGAGGGUUGACCCUUUUGAUGGAAAUCAUUAGUGUGUCCCUAAAACGAGAUGGUGAAUCAUGUGAACAAUGACCUUAAUGUCGUGAGAAUGCUAAUUCUGAUUGUAGACCCUUGUUGCCUUUCAUAUAAUGAUAAUUUGAGGGUUGACUCAAAUUUGGUGGCAGACUAGUUUUCUACCAAGGUACCUUUCUUUGUUGUUUUUUGUCUUUGUCUAUUUCCUUUAUUGUUUUCUUUGAAACCUUGUAUGUGUAUGUCCGACCUUACGAAAGCACGUGUUGUUUCUCCUAGGCUCUUGACCAUUGCAGAAGAGACUUUAGCAGAAUUAAUUUUUAAGGCUACAGUUGGAACUGCUAUUGAGUGGGUCCUGAUGCUUGAAAUGAAGGCCUUCUCCGUAUUGUGGUAACCAAGAAGUCGACAUUUUGAAUGUGCUUCCCGUAGACAAUGGUGGAACCUUAGAGCUUCUUUAUAUGCAGAUGGUUUUCUAUAUCCUUGAUGCUUGGAAUUAGACGAGCAAGAUCGCUGUGCAGGGAUAACUUCAAAUCUUGUAGAUUUAUUUGAUUUUGUUAUUCCGGAGGGAUGGGUCAUUUCUUCCAGCAGUUCAUUUAGAUGUUCAUGUGUAUAGUGGAGCUCUAAACUUCAAUCCUUUCAUAUAGUUGGAACCUGAAACGAGGUUAGUCCAUUCCUUAUUAUAUCAUAUCUUGUAAAUCAAUAGACUUUUCUGUAUUGAUAAUUUAAGGGCUGACCCUUUUGCUGAAAAUUAUCAAUGCGAGUAGCUUAGACGAGAAGGUUAAACAUGUGAAAAAUGACCCUAAAGUCGUGGAAUGCUUAUUUUGAUCUUAAACCCUAGUUGUCAUUUCAAAAAUGAUAAUUUGAGUCCCGACCCUUUUGACGGAAAUCAUGAAUGUGAGUCCAUAAAUCGGAUCCCUAUGACGCGAUGGUUAAUGACGUGAACAAUGACCCUAAAGUCGUGGGAUGACUAAUUCUCAUUAUGGACCCUAGUUGCCUUUCAGAUAAUGAUAAUUUGAGGGCUAACAGUUUUGAUGGAAAUCAUUAUCACGAGUCCCUCAAACGAGCCCCUUAAAUAAGAUGGCUAAUCAUGUGAACAAUGACCUUAAAGUUAAGGGAAUGCUAUUUUAGAUUAUGGACCAUUGUUGCCUUUCAGAUAAUAAUAAUUUCAGGGUUGACUGUUCUGAUGGAAAUCAUCAAUAAAUAAGUCUCUCAAACGAGAUUGUUAAUCAUGUAAACCAUGACCUUAAAGUCAUAAGAAUGCUAAUUCUGAUUAUGGAUCCUUGUUGCCUUUCGAUUAAUAAUAAUUUUGGGUUGACCCUUUUGAAGGAAAUCAUCAAUGCGAGUCCCUAAACAAGUCCCGAAAACGAGAUGGUGAAUCAUUUGAACAAUGACCCUAAAGCCAUUAGAUUGCUUAUUCUAAUUAUUGACCCUUGUUGCAUUUUUAAUAGCAAUUUGUGAGAUGACCCUUUUGACGGAAAUCAUCAUUGCGAGCCCCUAAAUUUAGUCCCUAAAUUCUGAAGGUUAAUCAUAUGAACAAUUAUACCAAAGUCGUGAGAUUGCACAUUUAGAUUAUGAGUUUAUGACCCUUGCUGCCUUUCAAACAAUGAUAAUUUGAGGGCGGACACUUUUUAUGGAGAUCAUCAAUGCGAGUCCCUAAAACAAGAUGCUUAAUGAAGUGAACACUAAGACCCUAAAGUCCCAAGAAUGCUAUCUCUGAUUAUGGACCCUUGUUGCCUUUUGAAUAAUAAUUUGAGAGAUGAUCCUUUUGACGGAUAUUAUCAAUGCGAGUCCCUAAAAUAAGUCCCUAAAUCAUGAUGGUUAAUCUUGUGAACAAUGAUACCAAAAGUCGUGAGAAUGAGAAUACUUAUUAUGGACCGUUGUUUGUUUUUGAAUGAUGAUAAUUUGAGGUCUGGCCCUUUUGAUGGAAAUCAUUAAUGUGAGUCCAUAAAACACGUCCUUAAAGCGAAAUGGUUAAUCAUGUGAACAUUGACCCUAAAGUAGUGAGAUGUCUAAUUCUCAUUAUGGACCCUUGUUGCCUUUCGGAUAAUGAUAAUUUAAGGGCUGACCCUUUUGAUGGAAAGCAUCAGUGGAUUUCCCUAAACAAGUCCCUAAAACAAGAUAGUUAAUCAUGUGAACAAUGAUCCUAAGGUCGUUAGAUUGCUAAUUUUGAUUAUUUACCCUUGUUGCCUAUUUAAAAUAAUUUGAGUGAUGACCCUUUUGACGGAAAUCAUCAUUGCGAGCCUCUAAAUUAUGAUGGUUAAUCAUGUGAACAAUGAUACCAAAAGUUGUGAGAUUGCAAAUUCAGAUUAUGGACCCUUGUUGGCUUUCGACUGAUGAUAAUUUGAGGGCAGACCCUUUUGAAGGAAAUCAUCAAUGUGAAUCUCUAAAAUUAAAUAGUUAAUCUUUUAAACAAUGAACCUAAAGUCGCAAUAAUGCUAAUACUAUUUAUGGACCCUUGUUGCCAUUUGAAUAAAAAUUUGAGAGAUGACCCUUUUGACAGAUAUUAUCCAUGCGAGUCCCUAAAUUAUGAUGGUUAAUCAUGUGAACAAUGAUACCAAAAGUCUUGAGAAUGAAAAUUCUUAUUGUGGAUCGUUGUUGGUUUUCGAAUGAUGAUAAUUUGAGGUCUGACCCUUCUGACGGAAAUCAUUAAUGCGAAUCCAUAAAAUAAGUCCCUAAAGCGAAAUGGUUAGUCAUGUGAACAAUGAAACUAAAGUCGUGAGAUGGCUAAUUCUCAUUAUGGACCCUUGUUGCCUUUCGGGUAAUGAUAAUUUGAGGGAUGACCCUUUUGAUGGUAAUCAUCAAUGCGAGUUCGUAAAAUUAGUUCCUAAAACGACAUGGUUAAUCAUGUGCACAAUGACCAUGAUGUAGUGAGAAUGCUAUUCUGAUAAUUAUUUGCGGGUAGUCAUUUUUUAUGGAAAUCUUCAAUAGUAAUUGCUAAAACAAGAUGGUUAAUCAAUGUACCUUAAGUUGUGAGAAUGAUAAUUCUGAUUAUGGACCCUUGUUACCUUUCAGAUAAUGAUAAUUUGUGGGUUGACCGUUUUGAUGGAAAUCGUUAAAGUGAGUCCCUAAAACGAGAUGGUAAAUCAUGUGAACAAUAACUCUAAAGUCGUGAGAAUGCUAAUUCUUAUUAUGGACCCUUGUUGCCUUUUGGAUAAUGAUAAUUUGAGGGUUGACGCUUUUGAUGGAAAUCAUUAUAGUGUGUCCCUAAAACGAGAUGGUGAAUCAUGUGAACAAUGUGAGAAUUCUAAUUCUGAUUGUAGACCCUUGUUGCCUUUUGAAUAAUGAUAAUUUGGGGACAUUGUGAAAUUAUAGAGAGCACUUGGUCUGUCUUUGAUAAAGACUUCAACGGUUGCAACUGCUUGAUUGGCGGUGUGUUUGUCUCAGCCAUUUUGGGAACCCAAACUUUCAUUUGUCCAGCUGUCUAUUAAUUAGCCAUUUCUGCUUCAAGUUCAUAAAUGGUGGUGGGCCUUAUCUUGAUGUCUUGGAGUCACAUCUUUGAUCUCUCUUGAAACUCAAGAAUAGGACCUCCCCGUGUCAUGAAAAUGUCUUUUCCCCUUCUAGAGAAUAUCAAGAAACUUCAUACAUUGACAAUCUCGAAGAUUAGCCUCUCCAUCUUACUUUUAAUUUUGAACUUCAUCUUACGUACAUUUACAAAUAAUGGAUUCAGGUACGUUUUUACUUCUAAUUCGUAUUCUAAAGAAUUGAAAUGGUCUUUAUAAAAUUAAGAAUUUAGUUCAUCUCAUACAUUUCAAUAGUGAUGAAAUGAUUGAAUCUUUUCAUUCUCAAAGUAUCCAAAUUCUACACUAAGCCCUAACCAAAUAGGGGAGAACUCUUCUGUUCAUAUUCUUGGUCUAGAAUCAACCAUUACGCCAUUUUAGUCGUUGGUCCCUCCACACUACAAUACUGAACAAGGAUAUGUUGUUGGGCUUAAUAUGCUUAGAAAGGUAUAUCUAAUUCAAUGACUUUUUUUAUUGAAUAAUUGAAUGGCUAUGACAGAGAAAAAUAACUAUGAUAAUAGGCCCAAGUCGAGGCCCAAGCACAGAGGUCCACUGUGUUAAAGAGAACUAGCUUAAUUAAUUUCUAGCCCAUCUGGUGGUUGUUUUAAUAAUCCAAACCCAACCUAACGAGUUUAGAUAUUAUAUCAAUAUUGAACAAGUGAAAAAUUCUGACAACACUUAUUUAACGGUUUUUUUUCUUUCUGAUUUAGCGAAGUUUAUAUAUGGACUCCAUUUCCAAUUUAGUAGAAUCUACAUAAUUUUCAACCAUUUAAAGAAAAUAGCGUCGAAAAGAGAAUGUUAAAGUGAGUGUUACGUAGUAGCACUUCCUCUUGAGCAGUUUAAUUAUUGAGAUGUCUUCAGUCUUCUUUGAAAGAAAUGUCUCAUGUGAUGCAUUAAAUUAAUUGAUUCAAUAAUUAAAUAAAUGAAUGUAUUGUUUGAUAUUUAAGUGAAGUGACAUAACUCUUGAAUAAAGAGAUAUGACUUUAUAUGAAAGAAAAUAACUAUUGAUGAAGGACUUAAAACAUUGUCUCUAUCUCUGCCCAUAAAGUAAAAGUAUGUCUCUAUAAUUGUCAUCACGAAUGAAAGAGGAUAGAAGGAACGGAAGGAAAUAGAAGAGUUUCUCCAUUUUUGAAGAACAUAGAAUCUACACACAUUCUACAAGAUCAAAUGGGAUCAAUCACACUCAUGAAUAGAGGUUAGUACUCCAUAACCAUUCUUAUUGUGUGAAGACUGAAUUUUUAAGAUCCAUCUUCUACAUGCUUUAUGCUUUAGUAUGAUUAAGUUUACAAACUCUACUAAGAACAACAACAAUAAAUUGACAAAGAAAAUCAGGUGCCAAAAGUCCAGAAUGAGCUGCAUUAUACACCUUCUAAAAAAAUUGUCAAACCCCUGUUCUAUACAACAACAAUGUUGGAGCAGCGGAAGUAAAGUAGUGGAAAAUAUAGGAGAAGACUUGAACUUUUUAUUUUUCUGAUUUUCUUAAUGAAGAACUUACAAUGCUUCUCUAUUAAUACUAGAGAAUAGAGAAGAUAAAAGGAUGUAACUCAUGCAAUUACAUAAAAGACAUUAACCUCUAACAUUAUUACGUUUGUAACCAUUAAGUAUUAAUAUGCUUGUAACCCCUAAGAAAUGCAUAAAGACACUUAAACAAAAUGUAACAAACAAUUGCAAAUUAACUAUCAUUUAACAAACAAUGAACUUAAAAAUGAAAAAUCAGGCCACUAAAUAAAUGUCUACAACUAAUUCUCAUCCAUGCAUAAGGAAUAAAAUUCCUGCUGCAUAUUCUCCACUAGCUAACCUAAGAUUAGAAGGUCUUAUAUUCUUGUGGUUCCAAUUGCCUUGAACAGUAAGCACAAGUGCUAAAACUAUUACUACCUACCUGUCAGAUUGAAGCAUCUCCUAGCACAUUACAGACACCAUAAAUGCAUCCAUGCUAAUUGCCUUUCAUUUAGAAGCGUUUUACCUUCACAAUGUGCUUUAGGUUGAAGCUACGGAUUAUCUUUCUGACAUCCCUCCUAAUGGAGAAGAAUGCUGAGAGUAGCACAACAUACAUUGCUGGAUAGAUAUGGAUACCUGUAUCAUGACUGAAACCAGAUUUUCCCAUAAUCAGACCCCACAUCAGAAGUAGUAUUCCAAAAAGGCUCAUUCUCCCCGGUUUUAUCAAACCUGCUAUUGCUCCUCCCACAGCCAAAUAGCUUCCAGCCAGAACCUGCAAGAGGGACCCAAAAUGAAAAUGAAUACCAAAGCUAAACUUUUCAGGGUGUUUAUCAAUACUAGUAGAUGCAUUGUUCUCAGUAACUAAUCAAUUGUCAACCUCAAGGUGUUGGAGAUCAGAUGUGGCAGACAUAGCUCUUGCCCUAAAAUUAUGCAACUUGAGCAAAUUUGCAUAGGUUGGGAUGCUUUUCUGCUUGCAAAUUGCCUUUGCAAAAGCACCAGGGUAGAGAAGAGUCUUCACUAUGAAAAGAGGGAAGACCUCACUUGCAAUUAACUGAGAAGAUGUCACUUCUAAUGGUGUCUUACAUAUUCCCAUUCUACAUGGAACCCUGUGUAAUAAAUGGGGGCACUUUGAGAGUAUCAUCACCAUAAUGCAAAUAGAAUUUAAAAGCAAUACUUUCAUAACAUGAUGAAUGCGUCGAGAUACAAGUUCUCUCAACAAAGAAUCCCAAAGAGGUAAAUCCAACCUCCGGCAAAACAAAAAACAAACAAAUCAAAGUACACGAAACCAUUCAAAAGAUAGAAACCCAUAAUACUUUUAGAACUAUAUUUCAAGCUUUUGUGGGGUUAAUAAUUGCAGGAAUAAAGGGUUCCACACAUACAUUAUUAUCAUGACCCUGAAUCAGAGGGGACAAUGCAAUAAUGAACCCAAUUAAUAUUAGUAUACUAGGAGUAAUUUAUAACAAUGAGUGGAUUUUGCACCUCUUUCUGUUAGUCCAAUGAGGUGCUCUAUGAAUUGCUCUAAAUCAAAACAUCAGAAAACUAGUGCACAAAAAUUGAAAGAUACACAUUGGAAGAAGGUACAUUAACCCCAACAUGUGGAAAUUUAAUCCAAAAUAAUCUGAUUUCAAGAAAAAUACAAUCUUGUUUCUGACAGAAGAUUAAAAAAAUUAGAAAGAAAAUGACAAGAAACACAGUCUUUGGAUACAAACAAAAAUUGAAACAAGAGGCACAUUACAAAAUAGGGAUUUAAGGGAAAUGGUGUGAUACCUAAAAAUGGGAAUUUGGAAAAUGACGAUAAAGAAAUACGUUGAAAAAGCAAUGGAGCUUAUGAGGGUGGCCAAUCUUGUAGAAAAAGCCAUUGCAGCAUUUUGGAUUUCUGUUGAUUGAAAGGCUUUGUUUGUUUUACGUGAAGAAAGUGAGGGAAAUAAAAAAAAAAGAUGAAGAAGAAGAAGAAAAGAGUGAUAUUGUUAUGCAACAAUUAUAGACGAAAUGUAAGAACAUAAGGAUUCACCGUAAUUUUUGUUGACUGAAUUCCAACUAUUGUACAGUAAUUAAAUUUCAAGAUUAAAUAUAAGAUGAAAAUGUAGGCCAUUUGUAACAAAUAGCAUGCAUUGCUCCAGGCAUCUAUAUUUGUAUCUCGAAGAAAAAAUAAUUUAAUUCCAUAAAUAUAAAUAUUAAAAGGAUUUAUAUCUUGACUAUUAUUGAAUAUAAUAAAAUUUUGUGUGGUUGGGAUCUUGUUUGGUGAUCCAUGGAAUUUUUCUGGGAUUUCUUUAGGCGUUUUAUCUUUUAUGGUCGGAGUUUUUGUUCAAUCCACGUUGUAGAUUAUAACUUACUGGGGAUUUGUACUUUACAAUCUUUUUUCAGAUUGUUCAUGUAUCAAUAUAAAUCAUUUUUCUUUCGGGGAAAAAAAUCACCAACACAAUUGACCUCUAACAUAAAAAAUCAACCAAGUUCAAAUUAUUUAGCAUCUUCCACGAUCUAUGCAUCUUACAUUCACCCAACAAAUAACUACCGACAAAUCACUUUUAAUAAUAAUAUGCCUCAUAUUAUAAUGUUGACAAAAUAAAAAAGCAUGUAAAAUAGUUUUUACAUCCACUUCAAAUAAACAAUAAAAAUAUCAUUAUUUAUUUUAAAACUUAUAAUUACGAUUUAAAAUUAUUCAAUUUUAGAAAAAGAGGUACCUUUAAUUUAGAAAUGGAGUUUCCAAGAUUAGUUUAAAAUAUCUGCAUUUUUUGUAGUUUUUAUUUUAUAUUGUAUAAAAAAAAUUAUAUAAAAAGGAUGAGGUAGUUGUCUAUAUAUAACAAAGAUUCCAAGCCCACAAAAGUUUAAGGAAAGGAAAAUGGCUCUGUUUGUAAGAAGUUUUCUUUUACUUUGCAUGUUUAUGUUACCAUCAAUCUGCAAUGGUGCUUUUCAUAAAACACAUGUGAAGGUCAUAAAUUCUUUACAUGGAAAUUUGGAUCUAACCAUUCACAUCAAGUCUAAAGAUGAUGAUCUUGGAGUGCAUGUUCUCCAUCCGGGUGAUUUCUAUGAAUGGGGUUUUAGAACCAGCUUUAUUGCCUCAACAUUAUUCUUUGGUACAUUUCAAUGGGAAAAUGUCACUAAAAGGUUUGAUAUAUACAAACGAGAGAGGGAUGAGCCAACAUGCUCAGUGUGAUUGGUUUAUAAAACAAGAGGGGCCAUGUUUCAACGCAGUACCCGCGAGCCCUCAAUGUUAUCCAUGGAAUAGUACUUAGAAAUUGUUUGUGUUUGACUUUCGUAUAAAUGGAUUGAUUGUACAUCCAGGAUUGACAUAAGUAAAGAGAGAUGAAUAAAAUUAAAAAAAUCUUUAGUAUAUAUGUUUUCAUUGUUUU